Arvicanthis niloticus (Nile rat) is the source of this 375-nucleotide messenger RNA. The record is from RefSeq and is a predicted model, not a curated record. Lineage: Eukaryota; Metazoa; Chordata; Mammalia; Rodentia; Muridae.
AUGGCACCUAAGCACCCUUCCACCCACAGCCUCCUGCAGGAGCACCUGAGUCAGGAUCCAGAAAUCGAAGAAGAAAUUUCUAGAAAAGAUAACAAGCUUCUGUCAUUACUAAGAGAUGUAUAUGUUGAUUCCAAAGAUCCGGUGCCUUCCUUGCCAGUAAAAGAUGUUGAACCACAGCAAGGACCAAAAGAAUUCAGACUGUUGGUAGAUCACUUGCAUAAGAAUAUCACGAACUUUCCCAAACGCAAGAUUAUUGUUGUGGAGGCAUUGACCCUUCUCAGUAACCAUAAACACACUCCAGAAACAUGGACUGCAGAGAGAAUCGUGCAAAAAUACCAUUUAGAACUGAAAGAUGUAAAUUCUCCUCUCAAAUAG